Solea senegalensis (Senegalese sole) is the source of this 2112-nucleotide messenger RNA. It is a transcript of the gene efna1b, whose product is annotated as ephrin-A1b. Gene Ontology annotation, biological process: ephrin receptor signaling pathway; axon guidance. Gene Ontology annotation, molecular function: ephrin receptor binding. The record is from RefSeq and is a predicted model, not a curated record. Gene Ontology annotation, cellular component: plasma membrane. The coding region runs from base 203 to 907 and encodes 234 amino acids. The transcript has 4 exons. NCBI's taxonomy places the organism in Eukaryota, Metazoa, Chordata, Actinopteri, Pleuronectiformes, Soleidae.
UGGAUCAGUCAGGAGUUAAACAUCGUUGGGUCACAUUUGUUAGGAAGUCAGAAUUUGCCUUCAACAAGCAGCGUAAAAUCCACGUUUUGGUUUCCUUGUGCGUAAUUACGCAUCCAGAUCUUCACUUACAGACGAGACUGAGUGGCUGAACUUGUUCAAGUCCCUGCGAAGAAAAAGAAAGAAAGAAAGAACCAAAGCAGCUAUGGAUUUGGCGUGUUUGGUGUGUUUGGCACUGUGCGCCGGUGCUUGGUUCGUCUCUGCUGAGAGACACAGCGUCUACUGGAACAGCUCGAAUGCAAACUUCCUGUGGGACGGUUACACCGUGGAAGUGAGCAUCAAUGACUAUUUGGACAUCAUCUGUCCCCACUACACCCACGGCGAGGUGUCAUCGCACGCCGCCGAGCGCUAUGUGCUGUACAUGGUGGAGAGGGACGACUACGAGGUGUGUAAACCUCAUUCCUUUGACCAGCUGCGUUGGGAGUGCUCGCGGCCUUUCGCUCCCCAUGCCCCUGAGAAAUUCUCUGAGAAGUUCCAGCGCUUCACACCCUUCACCCUGGGCAAGGAGUUCAGACAGGGAGAGAGCUAUUAUUAUAUCUCCAAGCCAAUGCAUCACCAUGGCCAGGACUGUUUGCGGCUGAGAGUGGAUGUCGUCGGAAACAAAGGCUCUGGAAAAUCUCACCUGGACAAAUCCAAGACAGAGGAGAUGGGGAAAAGCCAGGAUGGAGGAAAAAUGAAGUUCCCUGCUGGCGGAGGAGUGCACAACCCGUCAAACCGGCUCCCAGCAGAUGACCCUGCUGUGAUGGAGCCAAACGUCCAGAGGAGUGUGGGCAGUUCAGCAGCACAGCUUGUUUCUUUUUCACUCUUCUUCACCAUAAUCCCAGUCUUAAUAGCGCUGAUGCUGCACUAAGACGAAACCACAACAGAGACAAUACUAAGCCAAUGCUGGUCAUUGGGACCAUGAAGACUCAAGAGAUUGUUUUUCUACAGAUUUUUUUUAUACAAAGCAGUGCUGUCGGUGUGUGUUCGUUUGACGUGUUUGUUUGCGUGAACGUGGAAUGUGGAUCAUUCCAAAGAAGAAGACCUCAAAAGUAUGCGUGCGUGUUUUUGUUUUGUUUUUUAUACACGAGGAUGGAUUUCUCAUUUUUGAACAUUUGAAAUGCACAUUUUUUUCAGUCAUAAUGAACAAAACUGGAAGCACACUGAUCAAAACACUUGAAUAACAUGAAUUAAUGUUGGAUAGGAGACGACAAGAGGAGCUCGAUACUUUUAUCCUUUAACAUGAUCCGCACCGUUGGUACAGCUGUGCAUUGUAUUACUGAUUUCAAACGGCUAAUGUCAUUUUUCUUCCUCUUCAUGUAGAGAAAUUAUUGACCGUGUAUGUGAAAUGUUGUUGGCUACUGCCAAAGUGCAUCACGCCGUCAUUUCUGUCAUGUAGCACUUGGCUCCCUGUUGUAUCUCUGUAAGUCUGGCAAAGCGUCACUUAGGCAUUCACAUGCUUCAGGUACUCUAGAAUGUAAAGAAAGUACACAUGUUGCUUUUCAUGUAAACAAACCAACUGUUGGUUCUCAGCCAAUAUAUUUUGCUUUUGAUAGUGGAAAAAAAAAGCCAAAGUGAUCAAUACCAAAUUUAAAAGAAACGCAUCACAGUUAAAUGUGCAGUGUGUAACCCUACACAACUGUUCUCCAACCCAUUUGGAAGGAAGGGUGAGGUGAGGGAUAAUACACAUUUUACACGCUGUACCUCUUCAUUUGGAUCAUCUUGUAAAUUCCAAAUCCCCGACGAGUUGUUGUGUUGAGUUGUUGGCAGUCACAACACAACUGGCAGGAGUGUCAGGGAGCUGAGCCUCUUCCCUCAUGUCUGCUGUCUGUGCAGUAUCAUGGUAUGGUACACUGGCUGGUGUUUGCAGAUGUGAUCAAACUUGCACAUUGUCAGACCUCAAACCGAAGGGACUUCCCACAAUAUACACUUGUUUUUUUUGUUUUUUUUUUCCUUGUUAAACAUACUUUGUAAAUGUUCAUAUGUAAAUUUGUACAUAGAAGAAAAAACUAUACGAAACUGUUUUAAGAUGUUCAGAAAAUCUUUGGAGAAAUAAAAAACGUGAUGUAAUAAACA